GACCAAUCAGAGGCACACUUCCUGCAACAACACGUAUGAUGAAACUGCCACGUAGAGGACCAUCUGCUCCUCUGCACAACAUUUGUUCAAAAGUUUUACUUGCCUCUUUAUCGGGCUGCUUGUUGGCACAGGUUGUGUUGUGUGAGCAUGCUGCUGUCGGUGCUGAGCUGGCUCUGCUCCUCUCUGCUGCUGUGUGUCAGUGGAGGGAAGCUACCUGAAGCAGAGGUGACGAUAGAAGUCAUGCACAGACCUUUUCUCUGUCAUCGUAAAUCAAAGUACGGAGACAUCCUGCUGGUACAUCAUGAGGGAUACCUUGAGAACGGGACCAUGUUUCACUCCAGUCGAGCUGAAGGUGACAAGCAGCCAGUGUGGUUCACUCUGGGCAUCAAAGAGGUGAUCAAGGGCUGGGACAAAGGCCUGCAGGAUAUGUGCUCAGGAGAGAAGAGGAAACUUGUCGUGCCUCCAGCACUUGCCUAUGGGAAGGAAGGGAAAGGUAAGAUCCCACCUGAGAGCACACUGACCUUCAUCAUAGAGGUGUUUGAGAUCAGAAAUGGACCCAGAUCACACGAGUCAUUCCAGGAGAUGGACCUCAAUGAUGAUUGGAGGCUCUCUAAGACUGAGGUAAAAGAAUACCUGAGGAAAGAGUUUGAGCGUCAUGGCUACCCUCCUAACGACACUCUGCAUGAGAACAUGGUGGCCGAUAUCUUUGAAAAAGAGGACGAGAACAAAGACGGCUUCAUUUCUUCCAGAGAGUUUACAUACAGACAUGAUGAACUCUAAAUUCUCAUUUGGUACCACACUCACUGGUUCAUUCAUUCAUACAGGGGUCCUGUCUUUUUAUAAGUUCACUGUCAAAAUACCUCAGUGCUUUUGGAGGUCACCACUCAGGUUACAUGAAUGUGAUGUCAUUUUUAAAAGGAUUUGAGCCAACUUUUUUUAAAAAUCUGAUUAUCUCAGUGUGUAUUUGCACAGAUCUUUCAAACGCAUUAUGUGGCACAUUUGCGUUACCGAAAGAUGAUCCCAUUUCACCUUGUAAAUACACUUUUGGAAACCGUAUGGUGAAAAAAUGAGUGAAUGCUUCUAGUGAAAAUGCAUCUUCUAGGCAGGCUUUGUAAGAAGAUAUCCACCUCUGAAGCUCUCUGAAAUGUAAUGUUUGUUUCCUUUUAUAAAAUGUGAUGAGAUUGAAAGAAAUUUUACUUUUAUUGGUCCAUUUGAGAGAAAAAAAAGGACCUGUUUCUUUUUUCAGUAUUCAAAAGAUCAAUACACUUAGGGGGACACUAUUGAUUGGUGGUUUACAGUGCAAAAAGAUUGUCAAAAAAAAAAAAAGAAAAAAGAAAGAAAAAGAAGCUUAUACAAUAUAAAUGGUAAAUGGACUGUGUUUUAUAUAGCUCAUGUCUUCUGACCACUAAAAGCGCCUUUACAUUACAUGUCACCCUCACCUAUUCACUGAUGGCAGAGGCUGCUCUGUAAAGUGCCUAUCAGUUUUAACUAAUCCAAUUCACACACACACCAACAACACAGCACCACAGCAGUUUUGGGGUUAAGUGUGUUGCCCAAGGAUACUUCUAAAUGUGGACAGUGGGACCUGAGAUCGAACCCCGACCUUCAGAUUGACUACACUGUGUUAAGUCAAGAAAAUGUAAACUUUUCAUUUUCUUUUGAGUGUGACACUGUCUGAUUUUGUUAGGGUAUGACUGGCUGAGAGGAAACAUUUUAUUAUAUUAAAGCUCUGUUCUAUGUUAA
Messenger RNA from Notolabrus celidotus (New Zealand spotty), 1743 nucleotides. RefSeq names its product peptidyl-prolyl cis-trans isomerase FKBP14-like. Gene Ontology annotation, molecular function: peptidyl-prolyl cis-trans isomerase activity; calcium ion binding. NCBI's taxonomy places the organism in Eukaryota, Metazoa, Chordata, Actinopteri, Labriformes, Labridae. The record is from RefSeq and is a predicted model, not a curated record. The transcript has 4 exons. Bases 148 to 780 code for a protein of 210 amino acids.